AUGCAAGAUCCGUCAAAUCCAAACUCCAUUAAGUUUCCGACGACAACGUUUUCAGCUGCAUUCCGUCCAUCUCACCACCGACGAGCUCAGUCGGAGGUCAAUUUCCGGUUGCCGGAGGAUCUAGAUCUGGUAUCCGACCCAUUCGAUGCUCCGGCAGGAAGUUUCGAGGAGAUCGGGUCGGAGGAUGAUUUCUUCUCUACUUAUAUGGAUAUUGAGAAGCUCGCCGGUGGAUCUAAUCCCACUGAUAUCGAUGCUGGUGCUGCUCGAGUGGGAGUUGAGAGUAGUGAUGGAGAGAAGAAGCCACGUCAUAGGCAUAGUAAUUCUGUCGAUAGUUCAAGUUUGUUGAUGACGGAGAGUAUUGAAGCUAAGAAAGCUAUGGCUCCUGAUAAAUUAGCUGAACUAUGGACUAUUGAUCCAAAACGUGCCAAAAGGAUUUUGGCGAAUCGACAGUCUGCUGCUCGUUCUAAAGAGAGAAAGACUCGUUAUAUAUCUGAACUUGAGAGAAAAGUUCAGACCCUUCAAGCAGAAGCGACCACUCUUUCUACACAACUGACCCUUUUCCAGAGGGAUACAACUGGGCUAACUAAUGAGAAUACAGAGCUUAAGCUCCGGUUACAAGCAAUGGAACAACAAGCUCAAUUACGUGAUGCUCUGAACGAAGCACUGAAACAGGAAGUUGAAAGACUUAAAAUAGCUACAGGGCAGAUAUCAGCUUCCUCAGAUGCAUACAGUUCAGGAAUGCAGCAAAUUCAAUAUAACCGUCCAGCAUUCUUUCCUCAUCAGACGCAGCCAGGGCCAAGCGAAUCACACAACAUACAGAUGUCGCAGUUUCACCACCUCCAGGACAGCAUAUCUAAUCCGCGUCACCCUCUACUUUCAGGCAAUGCACAGGCUCUGGCAGACGCAAUGCAACAAGAUCCCCUCUGUCGUUUUCAGGGUCUUGAUAUUAGUAGCAGGGGCUCUCAUCUCGUAAAGACUGAAGCACCCUCCAUUUCUGCCAGUGAAAGCAGCACUACAUUCUAAUUGAGUUGCCAAUUCGUGCAUUACACUCCCAACCAUAUUUAUUAAACUGUCCAUAGACUGACACGUGUUAAUAAACCGUAGGAACUUCAUUAUUCUUAAUUUUUUUCUGAUUAGUUAUUUGUCCCAUUAGACUCGAGUUUAGGUUUAACAGGUCAUGAUAUUUCUGUUUCUGUUCAGUUUCCUUUCUUAAUCUGAACCAAAACCUUAUGAUUUAUUCAUGUAAUGCUUAUAGGAAGGUUGUCCACUGUCACCACUACUCGGUGUUGCAAUGUGUUUGUGUUGUUGCAUUUUUUAGUGUUUGAACGUACAACUUCACUCUAGUUUUGAAUAA
Molecule: messenger RNA, 1354 nt
Organism: Solanum pennellii
Lineage: Eukaryota; Viridiplantae; Streptophyta; Magnoliopsida; Solanales; Solanaceae
Product: transcription factor RF2b-like
Exons: 4
Coding region: 1-1023 (340 amino acids)
Biological process (GO): regulation of DNA-templated transcription
Cellular component (GO): nucleus
Molecular function (GO): DNA-binding transcription factor activity
Source: RefSeq, a predicted model, not a curated record